Messenger RNA from Aegilops tauschii subsp. strangulata, 1041 nucleotides. The record is from RefSeq and is a predicted model, not a curated record. Lineage: Eukaryota; Viridiplantae; Streptophyta; Magnoliopsida; Poales; Poaceae.
AUGCCGAAAUCGCCACCGCCACCAACUGCCGCCCUCCACCGUCACCAACUGCGGCCGCCACCCCUCCUCCAGCGCUCCCAACUGCGGCCACCGCCACCCCCUCCUCCACCGCCCCCAACUGCGGCCACCGCCCCCACCUCCACCGCCCUCCAACGCCACCAACUGCGGCCGCCACCCCUCCUCCACCGCUCCCAACUGCGGCCACUGCCAAGCCCUCCUCCACCGCCCCCAACUGCGGCCACCGCCCCCAAGCUUCAUGGCCGGCAGUCGGUGCGGCGGUUCUUCGGUGCAGCCCAAGGACGGCCGCCGCAGCGGAGCUCCUCCGGUAGCGCGGCAGCUGGAGAUGCCCUCAGUCAGUGGGCAUUUAUCCCAACACAACCUAAGGGGGCACGCCCGCCGAACCACGUCAUCGGCUCCCUCUUAAGGAAGCACUUCCCUGGAUUGUCCAAGCCGGGUGAUGACGAUCCGCCGUCGCCAGGUUUAACCUGGGAGCAUUACCUACACAACAAGGAUGAGCACGAUGUCACCAUGGCCACUCGGGUCAUCAAUGCUUUUUUUCAAAUAUUUGCUUGUGUGGAUGGUGAGCAGCAGAAGGCGAUCAAAGGCAUCGUGAAAUCUGCCCGAAAGAUACUCUCUGACCUCAAGCACACGGUGCGGUACAAAGCCGUGAUGCAGUGUCGGCCGCUCGAUGAGAAGGGAGAGAAGAUGACAAGGAAGACUGCUUGCCAGACCAACAUGUCGCGAGAAGAAUACCUGUCAGUGGAGGCGAAGGUUGGUCGCCCGAUCCCCAUCCUGGAAGCCUGGAAAGAAGGCCACAAGUGGAAGGAUGGCGCCGAGUUCUGCAGCGAGUCAGCGGAGGAGAAGUGGGGGGACCUUCAAAGAGGUCUUCCAGGAGGUGCACGGGAUUUAAUGGCGCAGCGGGCUAUUGAAGAGGAGCAAAGGCGGCAGGCUGAGCAGGCGUCCAGAGAAAAGGAACGGGAAGACAUGAACAAGAGGUUGAAGCUGCUUGAGCAUCAACUACCGGGAUCAGAAAAGAAAUAG